CGCCGCGAUGCUGGACGCCUCGGAGUCGGCGGGCCAUUCCCGGCAGCUGCUGCUCCAGCUGAACGUGCAGCGGACCAAGGGCUUCCUGUGCGACGUGAUCCUGGUGGUGCAGAACAGCUGCUACUCCGCGCCGCCCCCGCCGCCCCCGCCGCCGCCCAGGCCGGUCGAGGCGGGCAACCCGCUCAGCACCCACUGCGGGGAGCUCUACGCCGCCGCCUCCCAGGGCGCGGCGCUCCACCCGCACGGCCUGUGUCCCCCCGAGCGCCUCUGCUCGCCGCUCUGCGGACUCGACCUGUCCAAGAAGAGCCCCAACGGGCCUUCCCUGCCGCUGCCGCCGCCCGCCCCCUCCGAGAGCCGCCUGAGAGCCGGCGGGGAGAACCGCGAGAGCUCGCUGCCCCCCGGGCCCGACAGCCCGGCCGUCAGCGGCGCUCUGCUGCCCGGCCACCCCGCUUUCGGAGAGCCGGACUCGUACCGCGGCAGCCCCGGGCCGGAGCCGUCGGGGCGCGCGGAGGCGCCGCCAGAGUUCCUGUACCGCUGGAUGAAGCACGAGCCCUUGGUGGGGGGCUACGUGGAGGACGAGGAGGACGAGGAGGAGGACGGGGACUGCCGGGGCAGGCGGGACAAGGGCGGCGGGGCCGAGGGGGAGCUGGACCACAAGGCGCCCUCGCCCUCGCAGCGCCGCUACGCCAGCCUGGACAGCGCCGAGCCCGACGGGGAGGCGGAGGACCUGGAGAACGACAAGAGCACCAGCGAGGAGACGGGCUGCAGCAGCGGGGGCCCUUCCCCGGCCGCCGGCAGCUUGGAGCGCUACCUGGGCUACGAGCCGGAGAGCUUCGGCGGCGACAACCUGUACGUCUGCAUCCCCUGCGGGAAGGGCUUCCCGUCGUCGGAGCAGCUCAACGCGCACGUCGAGGCGCACAACGAGGAGGACGAGCUGUACCGCAAGGAGGCGGCCGAGGCGGCGGCCGGGCAGGGCUCCCCUUUCCUGGACAAGCCCCUGGGCGCCCCGCUGCCGUCGGGGGGCCCGGGCGGCUGCGACCUGCUGCGCCCCUACCGCUGCUCGUCGUGCGACAAGGCCUACAAGGACCCGGCCACGCUGCGGCAGCACGAGAAGACGCACUGGCUGACGCGGCCCUACCCCUGCUCCAUCUGCGGCAAGAAGUUCACGCAGCGCGGCACCAUGACGCGCCACAUGCGCAGCCACCUGGGCCUGAAGCCCUUCGCCUGCGACGCCUGCGGCAUGCGCUUCACCCGCCAGUACCGCCUGACCGAGCACAUGCGCAUCCACUCCGGCGAGAAGCCCUACGAGUGCCAGGUGUGCGGCGGCAAGUUCGCCCAGCAGCGGAACUUGCUCAGCCACAUGAAGAUGCACGCCGCCGCGGCCGCCGCGGCUGCCGCCUCGACGGGGCCCGACGGCAAGCUCAAGCUGGACUUCCCCGACGGGGUCCUGGCCAUGGCGCGCCUGGCCCAGCAGCAGCACCCGGACAAGGACCUGCUCUCGCACACCUCCCACUUCCUGGCCGCCGCCGCCGACCCCAAGGUCGCCAUGGAGAGCCUCUACCUCGGACUCAGCCCCGACAAGGCGGCCGAGGUGCUGGCCCAGGGCGCUGCCGCCGCGGCCGCCGCUGCAGCCGCCGCCGCCGCCGCCCUCCUGGGGCGGGCUGGGGACGGCGCUCUGCCAGCCGGAGGGACUGCCUUCCCUUGGGGCGUCGGGGAGGCGUCGGGGGAGUCCUGGUCGGCGGCCUCCCCCUUUCCCGCCACUUCGGACCUGCGCUCCCGCCCCCCCCUCCAGGGAACCGUGAAUCUGACCCUACCUCAAUGCACCCCCCCAACAAAACGCUCCCUUCUGCGUUGGUAG
This is a messenger RNA of Gekko japonicus, 1858 nucleotides long. RefSeq names its product hypermethylated in cancer 1 (gene HIC1). Lineage: Eukaryota; Metazoa; Chordata; Lepidosauria; Squamata; Gekkonidae. Gene Ontology annotation, cellular component: nucleus. The transcript has 2 exons. Gene Ontology annotation, molecular function: RNA polymerase II cis-regulatory region sequence-specific DNA binding; DNA-binding transcription factor activity, RNA polymerase II-specific. The record is from RefSeq and is a predicted model, not a curated record. The coding region runs from base 8 to 1858 and encodes 616 amino acids. Gene Ontology annotation, biological process: regulation of transcription by RNA polymerase II.